This is a messenger RNA of Heteronotia binoei (common prickly gecko), 330 nucleotides long. RefSeq names its product protein S100-A11-like. The transcript has a single exon. Lineage: Eukaryota; Metazoa; Chordata; Lepidosauria; Squamata; Gekkonidae. Bases 1 to 330 code for a protein of 109 amino acids. The record is from RefSeq and is a predicted model, not a curated record. Gene Ontology annotation, cellular component: cytoplasm. Gene Ontology annotation, molecular function: calcium ion binding.
AUGUCGUCUAAAUACUCCAGCGGCCCCACAGAAAUCAAACACUGCAUUGAGUCGCUGCUGGCUCUGUUUCAACGCUAUGCCGGCCAUGAUGGGAAUGCUGCUUCCCUCUCCAAAAUGGAGUUCCUGAAGUUCACGGACCCUGAACUGGCGCCUUUCACGAAGAACCAGAAGGACCCAGGUGUCUUGGACCGCAUGAUGAAGAAACGUGACAUGAACUGCGAUGGCCAAUUGGACUUCGGUGAAUUCUUGAACCUCAUUGGUGGCUUGGCACAGGCCUGCCAUUGUCAUGUGAUGUCAUCCUCGACCAGCGGUGGACCCCAGAAACCAUGA